AGGAGACGAGCAACCCCGGAGCCGCGGCGAGCGGCGGCGACACGCCAGCGCCGGCCGGCGAGGAGUACGAGGUGUUCCUGAGCUUCAGGGGGCCGGACACUCGCACGGGGUUUACCGAUUGCCUCUACCACGACAUGCUCGGUGCCGGAAUCCGCGUCUACCGUGAUGACGAGGAGCUCCGCGUCGGCAGGGAGAUCAGCGGCGAGCUCAUGCGGGCGCUCGACGUGUCCAAGAUCUACGUGCCCAUCUUCUCCAAGGACUACGCAUCGAGCUCGUGGUGCCUCCGCGAGGUCGCCCACAUGGUGGACUGCGUGGCUCGAUCGAAGGGGAAUAAGGAGAUCUUGCCGGUGUUCUUCGACGCGUCGCCCUCGGAUGUGAAGCUCAGGACUGGGCUGUAUAGGAAUGCCAUGGCCAAGCACAGGAAGAAGUUUGGGGAUGAGGAAGUGAAGAGGUGGGAGGAUGCUCUUGUUGAAGUUGCUGAAUUGAAGGGAUGGGACCUCAAAACGAGAGGGCAUGGGGAAGCUAUUAAGUUGAUCAUCCGAGAGGUUUUGGUAAAGUUGAAGAUAAAGCAUAAGUAUGUGAAAAAUCAGCUGGUUGGAGUGGAUGAUCGUGUAGAAGACAUAAUGAAGCUGUUGGAUGUUGAUUGUGAAGGUGUUUGUUUUGUUGGUAUUCAUGGGAUGGGCGGUGUUGGCAAAACAACUCUUGCGAAGGUUGUCUUCAACCAGGUCUGUUCUUAUUUCGAUGAUUGCUGCUUUCUUGGAGAUGUUCGAGAAUCAUUAGAAAAAGGGGGCCUAGUAAAUUUGCAGAAAUAGUUGUAGACAUUCUCGACUCUAGAUUCGUGGACAACAUUCAUGACAUUGAUGAUGGGAUUAACCAGAUCGGGACAAGAUUUCGCAGCAAAAAGGUCCUCAUCGUUUUGGAUGAUGUUGAUAAGGAAGAACAACUAGAGAAGUUAGUAGGGGAAUGAGAUUGGUUUGGUUCAGGAAGUAGGAUAAUCAUUACAACCAGGAAUUAAGCUACUCUAAAAGUCCUGGAUGAGGAUUUGAUAUACGAAUUAAAGGAACUGAAGUUUGAUCAAGCUCUUAAGCUUUUCUGCAUACAUGCUUUUAGAAAAGAUUAUCCACCAUAUCAAUACGAUAUUCCUGCAUCAGAAAUUGUUGUCACAACCAAAGGGCUUCAUUUGGCUCUUGAGGUCAUAGGCUCAUUUCUCUAUCGCCAACCAGAGAAGAUAUGGAAAGAGACUGUGGAGAGGCUAGCAAGAAUACCUCGUAAGGAUGUCUGACAAUAGUUGAUGAUCAGUUAUGAAGCAUUAGGGGAUGAGGAAAAGGAGAUUUUUCUUGACAUUGCUUGCUUUUUUGUCAACAACACCAAAAAGACGAAUGCAAUUUACAUGUGGAAAGCUUGCAAUUUUUUUCCUGAGACUGGGAUACAGGUUCUUAUGCAAAUGCCUCUGGUAAAGAUUGUUGAUGGUGAUGUAUUAUGGAUGCUUGACUAGCUCAAAGAUCUUGGGAGGCAAAUUGUUUUGAGGGAGUGCUUGCAUGAUCCUGGAGAGCGUAGCCAGGUGUGGAUUUGUGAGGAAGCCGUGGACAUUGUAAGAACAAAACAGAGAAAGAAAAAAGUUCAGGCACUCAUAUUAACUGGAAGUGAUUAUCAACCACUUGUAAUUACGCAUGACGAACUUAGUAGGUUGCCCAACCUAAGGUUCCUUGAAUUAGAGGAGGGAACCUUUGCCAGAGACUCUAGGGAUGAUUUUUCGAAGUUAAGGUGGAUUUCUUGGUAUUCUCCUAGGCUCCUUGAUCUUGAGGUAACCAAUCUAUCUAUGAAGAAUUUGGUUGUCUUUGAGAUCGUUGCAGGCAGCAUCACAGAUGACUGGAGCGGAUGGAGCCUAAUCAAGAUGGCAAAGAAUCUGAAAGUUCUAAACCUCAGAGGUUGCGAAGGCAUAACUAGAACACCAGACUUCUCUGCAUGCUUCAGUCUAGAGAGGUUGAGUUUCUACAAUUGCAUAAACUUGGUUGAGAUUGAUCCCUCCAUUGGGAAGCUAAAGUGCCUGAUUCACUUAAAUCUUAAAGAGUGCCUCUCUCUUAAGGAUUUGCCUGAAGAAAUUGGAAGGCUUACGAAUCUGAAGCUCCUUGCUUCUAGUGGAUGUUUUCUGAAACUCCCGGGUUCAUUGAAGGAGUUGGAUCUGUCAAACAUACAAAUUGAAUGCCUUCCUGAUUGUAUUGGUGAUAAGAAGUUUCUAUCUGUCCUCAUUCUAAGGUACACACAAAUUAGCACGCUUCCAGAGACUAUUGGGAAGCUUGUGAAACUUGAGUCUCUCUCUCUCUCUCUCUCUGGGUGCAUUAAGUUGAGAAAACUCUCUCUCUCUCUCUCUCUUUGGGUGCAUUAAGUUGAGAAAACUCCCAGACUCAAUUGGGAAGCUAGAGUCUUUGCAAGAGUUGAAUUUAUCCAGUACUAAAAUUGCUGAGUUACCAGAUUCAAUUGGAAAUCUCAAGAAAUUGAAAGUGAUAGCGAUGGAGAAUACUCCAAUAAGGAAAUUGCCCAGUACUAUUGGAAUGUUAAAGAAUCUGGAAGAGCUCCAUGCUAGUGAUUGUGAAGAAUUAAUUGGUGGAAUUCCAAUUGAAAUUGGCGCAUUGUCCUCUUUGAAAGUUCUCAAACUAUUAGGUGCUCAUAUUUCUGAGUGCCGACAACAAUCAAUCAUAUUCUCUACCUUGAAAGACUGGAGUUGACAAGUUGUAAUGAGGUUCAAGAAUUGCCAGAGCUUCCAAAAAGUCUGAUCUAUCUGCAUUUUCGAUCAGCGGCAUUGCGUAUUUUUCCGGAUCUCUCGAACUUGACUAAUCUGGUCAAUUUGCUCUUAUCUGAUGGCUCUGAAGAUGUGCUUAAAGCUUCAUCAUAUCUGUUGCCAAGUUCCAGCUUAGGGUGGAUUAGGAGGUUAUCUAAACUGAAGAAGUUAGAAUUGUCUCUUUUUAGUGUCCCUGCACCACCUACUGAGUUUGGUUCUCUUCCUCGUCUAACUGAGCUUAUUUUAUCUGGACUAGACUUGCAAUGUAUCAUGAAGCUUCCUCCCUCCUUAUCAGAGCUGCAACUUGUUAAUUUUAACUCAAUAAUAUCUUGGUCAAUCUUUUCCAACUUGAAAAACUUGUCCAAGCUACGACUUUCUCAAUCUCAGCUUCAAGAAAUUGAUCUCAGUGGACUCGAAGAACUGAGAGCAUUGUCAGUGACUAAAUGUGAACUCCUCCAAAGGUCAUUCAUCCCGGCAAGCUUAAAGAAACUUAAAGAAUUGUGGCUAUCAGAAUGUCCGAAGCUAGUUGAGAUUGAAGGUCUGGAGGCCCUAGAGUUCUUGGAAGAAAUGAAUGUACAGUACUAUGGUUUCGUUGAAAGGUUAUACGACCUGUCAAACUCAAAGUUGCUGAAGCUUUUGGUUAUAUCAAACUGCUAUGAGCUCCGUACUGUUGAGGGCCUCAACGGUUUAGAAUCUUUGAAUGCAUUACUUGUUUAUGAGUGCAGUUCACUGGAGAAACUAAUUAUUCCAUCGAAAGUAGAGAAGCUAACGCAUUUGGAGGUUUCAGGAUGUGAGAAGCUGAUUGAGAUUCCAGGUCUUGUUGCAUCGGAAUCGUUGGAGACUUUAACCAUUAAAAAGUGUCCUAUUAGCAAAAUAUGUGAGUUAUCAAACUUACAGUUGAAGUCUCUGUCAAUCGUCGGAUGCCAUGAGCAACAAUCUAUUGAUGGUGUUGAUGAGCUGGACUUUUUGUGUGAUUUCUAUGUUUCUAGCUGUCGGAAACUGGAAGCUUUGCUGGACGAAUCUAACACGAAGUUGUCUGAUGAAUGCCUAAUAACAAUUCGGAAGUGUCGGAAAUUACAAAGCCAUGGCUAUCCUAAUGUCAAUGGCCUUCCCUACAGGGAUUACAAGGACAUGAUUAUUGCAACGACAAACUCUCCUACAGGGUCACUCCCUUUAGAGACAUCAGACGAGGUAUCCAUAUUCUUCUUCACAAGUAGAAGGCUAUGGCUACUGUGUUUUGGGCAAAUUAUUUUCCCACUUUCACUUCGCACUUCCUCUCUGUCUCUGCCCGACGUUGCUCACUAUGCUCCGUGCUCGCCCUCGAUGAGUUCCUCGACGAAUCUCCACACGGAGUCGGGCCUCAAGUCCCUCGACGAGUUCCUCUCCGGCAAGACCUACAUCUUCGCGCGGGGCUUUGAAGCUUGGGCUGGCUUUCGCCUCCUCGACAACGAGAUUCUCAUCCUCAAGAAUGAUGGAAGUGUCCAAGGCAUUAGUCUCACAUUUGAAGAGGGUGGCAACGUCCAUUUUACAUGUGAAGCACUAAGCAAAAAAUCGAAUUUGAGGUACCUCAGACUGGAUGGAGCUAACAGUGAGAAUCUUAUUUCAAAUUCGAGUCGGCUCCCACUGGAGGAGGGUAACACUGCGAGAGAGCCUGAGAAUCUUCUUCCAAAUUUGAAGUGGCUUAAUUGGCACGCCAGCCAUUUCAUUCCUGAGCUGCGUAAUAUGGAUAUGAAGGAAUUACUCAUUCUCGAUCUGUCUAGGAGUCCGGUCACCCAAAAUCCACAUGCCUGGAAGCAAAUCAUGGAGGCAUCGUUGAAGUCUUCACCUUCGACCGGUUUGGAGAUAUUGAUAAUGGAAGAUUGUACUCGGUCACCUGCACUUUGGGAGUUCAUCAGCCAACUGGAGAGCUUGAAAUCCUUGAAUUUGAGAAACUGCAAGGGAGUCCGGCUGUCAAUCCUACAACUGAGCGGCAAGGAAUUUUUGAGGGAACUUCUGAUUGACGGAACUGAUGUAAAAAAAAUUGAUAUCGAGAAUGAUCCUUUGGAGAACCUUGAAGUACUUAGUGCUCGUGACUGUGAAAGUUUGGGGGACAUUUCCCCACUUGGCCACCUGACGAAACUCAAAAGUCUUGCUCUGGAUGGUGCUAAAAUUGAUUGGGUUCCAGAAACUUUUGUUUUUCCUCCUAAUCUUGAAAGACUUUCUCUGAGGAAAUGUGGGAAGCUGUUUGAACUUCCACGUUCCAUCUGUACGCUAAAGCAGCUGGAGGAAAUGGACCUUUCAGAAACUGGAAUCACACAACUACCAGAGUCAGUCGAGGGUUUGAGUAAUUUGAAGACGCUGAAGAUGGAACGCACUCCCCUAGAAAAAUUUCCUAAAGAUAUUGGGAAGUUAGAGAAACUGAGGGAGAUAGAUUUCUUUGGCUGCACAAAUUUGGAGGCCCAAGAUAGUUGCGAUAUUUCAGGACUAUCCUCCUUGAGAAUUUUGAGAUUAUCGUCAUCCAUUGUGGCUGGGCUGCCUCAGGGCAUUUGUGAUCUCCCUUGCCUCCGAACCCUUGACGUACGUAAGUGCGAACGACUUCAAGCACUUCCAGAGUUGCCCUCCAGUUUAGUCACUCUCUGCGGGGGAUUCAAAAUCAUGGAGGCCUCCAAAUUGACAAAUCUGACGAAUCUAAAAGAGCUAUGCUUGAGUGAUGAUGAACAGCCAGAAGCGGGGUCAUCGAGUUGGAGCCCAAAUAUUGAGUGGAUCACGAGAUUACCAAGUCUAGAGACCUUGGAAUUGUCCCUUCCAAAUGUCACCAAUCUCCCUGGGGAUUUUCGUGCCCUCACUCGGCUCCGGGAACUCACUUUAUCCUACAUGGAGGAGCUAGUCCUCACACAACUUCCCUCGCCCUCAAGCUUAUGGACUCUGCGUCUCAAACGCUGCAAGAUUCCAGAGCCAAACUUUUCUGUUCUGAUAUAUCUGUCAGAACUAAAACUAGAGGACUGCGAUUUGGCAAAGAUUGAUGGUCUUAAAUAUUUACAGAGUUUGGAAGUCCUGAAAAUUUCUCCACGCAGCAGAAUAACAGACCUUGACGAGCUCAAAGGAUUACCUUGUCUCAGGAAGGUGAAAGUUUUCCCUUUUGAUGCUGCCAGUCUAUCAGAAUUACUCGAACGUGGAUGUGAAGUGGACACCUGUAUCCGGCCUUCUUCUCGAUCUGUGGCUGGAUAGUCUCUGUCCUGUACGAACUACCGUUGAACUUUUGAGUCUUCGACAUGACAUCUCUUAGUCUGAGAAACCGGGUGGCCACCUCUCUAAGGGCCACAAAAUACCCCAGGCAAAUUCUUCUCGUCAGGCGAUUGUCAGUGGCAUCAAGAAUCUCGCAUCAAAGCCAUUGCCGAAGCCUUAGGAUGCAUCAUCCAAAAGCCAUCCGCUGCCUCUCAGCUCUUCAAUCACGAAGAAAGAGAAGUCAGAAGAAAAACAAGAUGCAG
Messenger RNA from Eucalyptus grandis, 6246 nucleotides. RefSeq names its product disease resistance protein RPP5-like. Bases 3050 to 5986 code for a protein of 978 amino acids. The transcript is spliced from 10 exons. The record is from RefSeq and is a predicted model, not a curated record. NCBI's taxonomy places the organism in Eukaryota, Viridiplantae, Streptophyta, Magnoliopsida, Myrtales, Myrtaceae.